Messenger RNA from Truncatella angustata, 1667 nucleotides. RefSeq names its product actin family. Gene Ontology annotation, biological process: Arp2/3 complex-mediated actin nucleation. Bases 196 to 1515 code for a protein of 439 amino acids. The transcript has 7 exons. Gene Ontology annotation, molecular function: actin filament binding. Gene Ontology annotation, cellular component: actin cortical patch; Arp2/3 protein complex. Lineage: Eukaryota; Fungi; Ascomycota; Sordariomycetes; Amphisphaeriales; Sporocadaceae. The record is from RefSeq and is a predicted model, not a curated record.
GCUCACCCUGCAACCUCCAGCUCCAGCUCCAUGCUAUCGACUAUCUCGUAGUCUAGGCAAACGCACUGUUGGGAGACGACCACGCUACCCCCUUGAGCCCCGACAAGUACUCGACAUCUUCCGAGUCGACUGCACCGGAGCUGGGCAGGUCAGAUACACACAUCCCUCUGCGACCAUUAUUCUCGAUUCUUCAUCAUGGCGAACCAAACGCCGGCCGUUGUCAUGGACAACGGUACCGGUUUUUCCAAGCUUGGUUUCGCCGGUAACGAUUCGCCCUCCUUCGUCUUUCCUACGGCCAUCGCAACGAAAGGCCCAGCCGCCGGUGGUGCUGGCUCAGGAUCAGGUCGACCAUCUGUUGCCAACAAGCCUUCCUUUUUGACCGGAGGCGCCGGAGCUGGCGGCCACUUGUCAGGAAAGCGAGGCACCGAGGACUUGGACUUUUUCAUCGGCGACGAGGCUAUCACAGCAGCAAAUGGACCUGGAUAUGGAUUACAUUACCCCAUCCGACAUGGUCAGAUUGAGAACUGGGAUCACAUGGAGCGUUUCUGGUCCAAUUCCAUCUUCAAGUACCUUCGAGUCGAACCCGAAGACCACCACUUCCUGCUUACUGAGCCUCCCCUCAACCCUCCCGAGAACCGUGAAAACACGGCCGAGAUCUUCUUCGAGUCCUUCAACUGCGCCGGUCUCUACAUCGCUGUUCAGGCAGUCCUCGCUCUCGCCGCCUCGUGGACGUCAUCCAAGGUGCAAGAUCGCUCCCUCACCGGAACAGUCAUCGACUCCGGUGAUGGUGUCACCCACGUCAUACCUGUCGCUGAGGGUUACGUAAUUGGUUCUUCGAUCAAGUCUAUUCCUAUUGCCGGUCGAGACAUCACGUAUUUCGUGCAAUCACUUCUGCGAGACCGUGGCGAGGCCGACAGCUCUUUGAAGACGGCGCAAGAGAUCAAGGAGGAAUACUGUUACGUUUGUCCCGAUAUCGUCAAGGAGUUCUCCCGCUUCGACCGUGACAGGAGUCGGUUCGCCAAGCAUGUCGUCACUCAGCCCGGCGGCCGCCAAGUUUCUGUCGAUGUCGGUUACGAGCGCUUCCUCGCCCCCGAGAUCUUCUUCAACCCCGAGAUCUACUCUUCCGAUUUCCUCACGCCGCUGCCUGUGGUCGUCGAUGGUGUCAUUCAGCAAAGUCCUAUCGAUGUGCGUCGUGGUCUGUACAAAAACAUUGUGCUUUCCGGAGGUAGCACCUUGUACAAGGACUUUGGCAGAAGGUUACAGAGAGAUAUCAAGCACUUGGUGGACGCAAGAAUCAAGGCCAGCGAGGUGCGCAGCGGUGGUGCCAAGAGCGGCGGCUUGGAUGUGCAGGUCAUCACACAUAAGCGACAACGGCAUGGUCCUUGGUUCGGUGGUAGCUUGUUGGGACAGACUCCAGAGUUCAAGUCAUACUGUCACACUAAGGCAGAGUACCAAGAGUAUGGACCAGGAAUCGUCAGAAGAUUCGCUCUGCUUGGCGGGCCUGGUGGCUCAUAAGCGUGAGCUUUCUGACACAGACUCGAAGAAGCUGCAUUGCGAGGAGGCCGCCUUGACAAAGAGCAAGAGGCGGUUUGGCGCAUCAAAAUGAAAUCAGAUUAUCAGCCAAUUCAUUGUUUGCAUGUGCUUCACCUUGCCUCUUUUGAUGAGUU